Saccoglossus kowalevskii is the source of this 753-nucleotide messenger RNA. RefSeq names its product zonadhesin-like. Lineage: Eukaryota; Metazoa; Hemichordata; Enteropneusta; Harrimaniidae. The record is from RefSeq and is a predicted model, not a curated record.
AUGUCUACUCAUAUAGCUGACAUACCUACUCAAAUAGCUGAUAUAUCUACUAUUCUAGCUGAUAUAUCUACUAAUAUAGCUGACAUAUCUACUCAUAUAGCUGAUAUAUCUACUCAUAUAGCUGAUAUAUCUACUAUUCUAGCUGAUAUAUCUACUAAUAUAGCUGACAUAUCUACUAAUGUAGCUGAUAUAUCUACUAUUCUAGCUGAUAUAUCUACUAAUGUAGCUGAUAUAUCUACUAUUCUAGCUGAUAUAUCUACUAAUAUAGCUGACAUAUCUACUCAUUUAGCUGAUAUAUCUACUAAUGUAGCUGAUAUAUCUACUAUUCUAACUGAUAUAUCUACUAAUAUAGCUGACAUAUCUACUCAUAUAGCUGACAUAUCUACUCAUAUAGCUGAUAUAUCUACUCAUGUAGCUGAUAUAUCUACUAUUCUAGCUGAUAUAUCUACUAAUAUAGCUGACAUAUCUACUAAUAUAGCUGAUAUAUCUACUAAUAUAGCUGAUGUAUCUAAUAAUAUAGCUGAUAUAAAUACUAAUCUAGCUGAAAUAUCUACUAAUAUAGCUGACAUAUCUACUAAUAUAGCUGACAUGUCUACUCAUAUAGCUGAUAUAUCUACUCAUAUAGCUGAUAUAUCUGCUAUUCUAGCUGAUAUAUCUACUAAUAUAGCUGACAUAUCUACUCAUAUAGCUGACAUAUCUACUAAUAUAGCUGACAUAUCUACUCAUAUAUCUGAUAUAUCUACUCAUAGCUGA